This is a messenger RNA of Letharia columbiana, 1134 nucleotides long. RefSeq lists its product as uncharacterized. Lineage: Eukaryota; Fungi; Ascomycota; Lecanoromycetes; Lecanorales; Parmeliaceae. The record is from RefSeq and is a predicted model, not a curated record. Gene Ontology annotation, molecular function: sterol 24-C-methyltransferase activity. Gene Ontology annotation, biological process: ergosterol biosynthetic process. The coding region runs from base 1 to 1134 and encodes 377 amino acids. Gene Ontology annotation, cellular component: endoplasmic reticulum. The transcript has 3 exons.
AUGGCCCCAAUUGCCCUUGAAAACGAGGACCAUUCACGAGAUGCCGCCUUCAAUAAGGCGAUGCACGGUAAAUCUGUCGACUCGAAAGGCUUUCGAUCAAUGCUGAACAAGGACCAUGAUGCACACAAGGCAGCUACUGACGAGUAUUUCAAGCAUUGGGACAACAAGUCUGCUGGCACGGAAACUGUAGAAGUUAGAGAAGCACGGAAAGCAGAAUAUGCCACUCUUACCAGGCAAUAUUACAAUCUCGCCACAGAUCUCUACGAAUAUGGCUGGGGAGGUUCUUUCCAUUUCUGUCGAUUCGCGUACGGUGAAGGCUUCCACCGAGCCAUUGCUCGACACGAACACUAUUUGGCGCACACGAUGGGCCUUCGACAAGGUAUGAAGGUUCUGGACGUAGGAUGUGGCGUUGGCGGUCCAGCAAGGGAGAUUGCAAAAUUUGCAGGCGUCAACAUCGUUGGAUUGAACAACAACGACUAUCAAAUUGAGCGUGCUGGCAAGUACGCUGCACAGGAAGGACUUUCGGACCACCUGAGUUUCACUAAAGGUGAUUUCAUGCAAAUGUCCUUUCCUGCUGAGAGUUUCGAUGCAGUGUACGCUAUAGAGGCUACUGUUCACGCCCCGUCUCUGGAAGGAGUCUACUCCCAGAUCUUUCGAGUACUGAAGCCUGGUGGUGUGUUCGGUGUUUACGAAUGGUUCAUGACCGACCGUUAUGACAAUGAUAAUCCUCACCACCGCGAGGUUCGCCUGGGAAUUGAACAAGGCGAUGGGAUUUCAAACAUGGUGAGAGUGUCCGAGGGCCUGGAAGCGAUCAAGGCUGCCGGCUUUGAGCUUGAGAUGCAUGAGGAUUUGGCGGACCGCACAGACGCACGGCCAUGGUACUAUCCCCUGGACGGAGACUUGAGGAUGGCAUCGAGCCUUGGUGAUGUCCUCACCAUCGCUCGGAUGACUAGGAUAGGGCGCUUUUUGGCUCAUACUGCUGUUGGAGGGUUGGAGAGAAUUGGAGUUGCGCCGAAGGGAACGAAGAGAACCGCAGACAGUCUCGCGUAUGCAGCUGAUUGCUUGGUGGCGGGGGGUAAGGAGAAGCUGUUCACUCCGAUGUAUUUGAUGAUUGCGAGGAAACCAAAAGCAUAG